This is a messenger RNA of Neurospora tetraspora, 900 nucleotides long. RefSeq lists its product as uncharacterized. NCBI's taxonomy places the organism in Eukaryota, Fungi, Ascomycota, Sordariomycetes, Sordariales, Sordariaceae. The coding region runs from base 176 to 871 and encodes 231 amino acids. The transcript has 2 exons. The record is from RefSeq and is a predicted model, not a curated record.
GGGGAUAGUAAGGUAUCUUGUUACACCAAAUUAACUUGACCAGGGGUAGGUUGGCAUCUACGUUUGCCAACAGACAGAGUAACAUCUCUUCCGAUCACUAACUUCCAAGAGACUACUUACCUCUACACACCAGGAGCCGCAUCAUAACAUCUGACUCGGCACUUUUUCUCCAAACAUGAACAGGGGCAAGAUUAGAAGGAGGGCACAACAAGGAUGUCAUCCGGCUUCGGAUUAUUCCUCUCCCUGGACCGAAACUUCACUGCUGAACUGCCAUGUCACCAGUCCGUCACCACUCGUGUCCGAGCCAUACGGAAGCAACGCAUUACCUAUCCACCAGAACUACGGCAUCGAGAGACCUCUCGUAACAGGCCCAGUGUAUUCUUUGUCUGCGGAGAGUCAAGGGGUUGGUGAUUACGGCUUAUCGCUGCCGCCGCAGCCGGAACGUCGUCAGUGCCUCCAGGACUGGGGUUUCUCAAUGCCAGGACAGUUCAUUGGCACAAUACCCGGGCAUGAAAGGUCCUCCUCACUGGAAGCCAACAUUCCGCCCAUCCCGUACGAAUUCGAGGGUGAUACACAUGUUGAAGAUGAGGAAGACCAUGUGGAGUGGAGCUUGACCAAAGAAGCCACUGAAGACACUCAAGGUUUCCCAGAGCAGGAGAUAGGGACGCGCUACCUGGCCUGUCCGUUUUACAAGCACGACCCAAAGACCUUCAGCAAACCGAAGUGGAAGAGCUGUGCCCAUCUCGGAGAUGAGAACAUGCAUCGGUUGAAGUUAGUAACUCUUUGGACCACCUUAAACGGCGUCAUAAGGCCACCGCUGAACUUCCCCAGCCGGAAGAAACAAUUCAAGAAAGCCAAUUCGAACAAAUGAGAAGUUGGGGACGUUCAUCGGGGAGGGGC